Molecule: messenger RNA, 3624 nt
Organism: Eleginops maclovinus (Patagonian blennie)
Lineage: Eukaryota; Metazoa; Chordata; Actinopteri; Perciformes; Eleginopidae
Gene: marveld2a
Product: MARVEL domain containing 2a
Exons: 9
Coding region: 487-2202 (571 amino acids)
Biological process (GO): bicellular tight junction assembly
Cellular component (GO): cytoplasmic vesicle; bicellular tight junction; apical plasma membrane
Source: RefSeq, a predicted model, not a curated record
AAAAGGGAGAGAAGAAGAAGAAGAGGAGGAGGUUAAGGAAGGAGGCGAACAAGGUGAAUCAUUCAACGACUCGCUGUCUGUUCAUACAAGGUUUGCAUUCUGACCUGCAGGCCAAUGUAAGUCGUGUUGAGUGACUGCGUGUGAAAGAGGUAUUGAAGCUCAGUUCAUAUUAUUUUUACCUGUCGAGUUCAUUAAAGAAAUGGGCUUUUAAGGGCUGAUUAAAUGUCAAGAAUCCAUUUUUGUGUUCCCUGCAACAACUACUGGUACGUUUAGAUUCCUGGGUAUGACACAUGAGAGUUUAUUACAACAUCAACAAUUGCAAUGGGGGAAUACUUACUUCAUAUUUGAUGGCAGCACAAAAAUAUAUUCUUGACUCGGCUUGCAUGGAGGAUGCUGGGAUAACAUCUUCACUCAUGAGGGCUUUUUCUCUGGUGACCUCAGGUACUUGGGUGUUAGCUGCAGCUCUUAGGGACCAUUACCAUCCUCAUGUCCAAUGGAGGAGGCUUUUACGGACGCACUGAGCGUGUCCGCCAGUCGCCAUACUAUGACCAGGUGCCACUGGGCUCCUUACCGCGAGCCGACUCCUACGAUCCACAUCCGCUGAGAGAGCAGAGAGACACUCGCCUCGCUCAGAGCGCCGAUCCCCUCCCUCCUCCGCCUCUGCCUGACCAGCCCCCCGUGGGCCCCGAGUUAAAUCCCAGCGGCAGCGAGGACAACGUGGACCCGGACCACGACCCCGCCCUUGACAUUAAACCUGUCCACCGCUUCAUCCCCGACUCCUGGAAAAAUUUCUUCAGAGCAAGUAACCGCAGCAGCAAGCAGGCGUGGUCAAUGCCUGACUCGUCAUGUAACAACAACAAUAGCACCAGUGACGGGGUGCGUUGCUCUCCUCCACAGUCCCCUGUCCCUGGAUCCUACCGAGAUCCUUUCGGGGGCUCGGGAGGCAGCUACAACUCACGCAAGGAGCUUCUGGAGCUACGGGACGGCAAUGAGUCCUUGUCAGGACGCACCCACCGAACAGGUCUGACCUACAGCGAGCGGGUGGAGGAGUACCAUCAGCGCUACGACUACAUGAAGUCCUGGGCAGGGCUGCUGAGGAUUCUGGGAUGUGUGGAGCUCCUGCUGGGAGCGGCCGUGUUCGCCUGCAUCUGCGCUUACAUCCACAAAGACAACGAGUGGUUCAACAUGUUUGGAUACUCGUCCCCUGGAGGAGCGUACGGAGGGGGGAUGUAUGGUCAAGGCACAGGGGGGUCCUACUACUCGGGCCCCAAGACGCCGUUUGUGUUGGUGGUGGCAGGGCUGGCCUGGUUGGUGACUGUGAUAAUGUUGGUGCUGGGGAUGACCAUGUACUACCGCACCAUCCUGCUGGACUCCAACUGGUGGCCUCUGACAGAGUUCACCAUCAACCUGGCGCUGGCAGUGCUCUACAUGACUGCAGGCAUUGUCUAUGUUCGAGACACGACUCGCGGAGGGCUUUGCUCCUACCCGGUCUUUAAUAAUGGCAUCAACGGGGCAUUCUGCAGAACAGAGGCAGGCCAGACUGCAGCCAUUAUCUUCCUGUUUGUCACUCUGGUUGUUUAUCUGAUCGGAGCCAUGGUGUGUCUCAAGCUGUGGAGACAUGAAGCGGCACGCAGAUACCGGGAGAAAUACGGCCAGGAGAUGCGUCCCUCUGACAUAAGAGCUACACAAUCAUUGAUGGUUCCAGACUCAGCUCCCAUUCCCAAAGCUCCAGAGCAGUUCCGAGGCUCCUCAGUGGUUCCCAUCCACGCAGCUCCUAAACCCACCCCCCCUCACAUUUUGCAGGGAGCUAUACCAUCAGGACACAUUCCAAAACCUGUCAUUGUGCCUGACUACAUCGGUAAGUACCCGACGAUCCGCUCAGACGAGGAGAAGGACCAGUACCGGGCCGUGUUCAACGACCAAUACGCAGAGUACAAGGAGCUCCACGCCGAGGUGCAGGUCACCCUUAAAAAGUUUGACGAGAUGGACGCCAUGAUGCGCGGUCUGCCUCAGAACCCUUCCACACAAAUGGAGGUCGAUCGCAUUAACAGAAUCCUUCAGGAUUACCAGAGGAAGAAAAAUGACCCGACUUUCCUCGAGAAGAAGGAGCGCUGUGAGUACCUGAAGAGCAAACUGUCGCACAUCAAACAGAAGAUCCAAGAAUACGAUAAAGUGAUGGAGUGGAACGACGGAUACAGCUAGUCCUCUACCAAAUAUCUCUACCCUGCACACCUCUGAACACUAAUACAGAACUAAUAUUGAGAGCUGGGCUACUGGUGGGGAAAGUGACAUUUUAACUGGAGAGUGAACAUGACGCAUGUAAAUCUGUACUGCUGUUUCUAUCAGCAGCUUUGUAUGACUGUGUUCAUGAAGAGGGAGAAACAAAUGUGUAGACAGUUUUAUAUUUAAAGAGAUGUUUGACAUUUUGGGAAAUCUGCGUGAUUGCUUUCUGGUGUGGAGAUAGAUGAGGAAAUAGAAAUAGCUCUUAUGUUUGUGAGGUAACUUUAAAUAUACGUCCAGGAGCUUGAUUAGCAAAAAGCUUGAAAGCGAGCUCUAUCAAAAACUGUAAGAGCUCUAACAAAGUCAGCCCAUAAACACCUUCAUUUCACUAAUUUACACAGUAUAUCUUAUUCCAGUGUAAAAUGUAGUUAUGGGCAGGACUACUUCGAAAUUAGAGGCCAAGCACAUAACCCGCCAUAAAACAGAUUGGAUGUUUUUACUCGUAAUUUUACAAAUCAAACAAACAAGAUGUUAAAUGUUAAUUCAAAGCUUUGAAAGUGCUGGUUGGUUUUGGUUCCUUUGCCAGGUGAGCUGUUGCUGCCUGUUUCCAUUCUUUAUGCUAAUCUAACUGUGUACUAGCUACAGUUUUAGGUUUAAAUGAUAUGACUCCUCCAUCACUUCACCUGCAAGCGAAUAAGCACGUUUGCCAAAAUGACAAACUAUUGCUUUAUUUUAAAUGGUUUGAAUUUGCAAAUAACUGGAUAUAAAUAUACAAUAUAUUUAUGAUUAAUACUGUGACUAUGAUUGUAGCCGAUACACACCACUAUAUAUUAUGACACUGGUAUCUGUUGUGAGUGUUUGCAUUUAAUAAGUGGGAGAUGGAAGAAGCAAGGGAAAGUUCAAAUGAAAGACGCUGUUUAUCUUUCUUAGUCCACGUGUUUGCCUGUUUACAUUAAUUUCACAACUUUAAAGCCUGAAAUGAAAACCACUGCUUAUCCGGACCCAUCUAGCUGGUUUAUGUAAAGGAUUCUUUUAAUUGCACACUGUUUUGUUUUUUUUAACCUGUAUCUGUUUGUCAAAAUCUGGAAAUAUCCAUGUCUAAUAGUAUAACUUCAAAUGUUGUUUGUUCUUUGUGUUGUAAAAUGAUGUUCUACCAUUUCACUGAUUAAACAUUUUGUACUUUUUAUCCACGUAGCUCCUCAAAUAUCUUCAUUUUGUCCUCUUUAUACCACUGUACACAUUUGACCUCUUGAUUCAGUGGGAAUUAUCAUAUGGUCUGCGUUUGCGUCAUGUUAUGAAGAGAAAUUGUAAAUAUUUUGCUGUAAAUGUUCAGAUUCUUUCAUAAUUUAUAGUGAUUAUUUGGUGCUUUUUAUAAAUAAAUAAAAAUACAAUUUUGCUUCUCAA